This is a messenger RNA of Mixia osmundae IAM 14324, 2016 nucleotides long. RefSeq lists its product as uncharacterized. The coding region runs from base 1 to 2016 and encodes 671 amino acids. The transcript is spliced from 6 exons. The record is from RefSeq and is a predicted model, not a curated record. NCBI's taxonomy places the organism in Eukaryota, Fungi, Basidiomycota, Mixiomycetes, Mixiales, Mixiaceae.
AUGGCUAGCGAGACCUCGCCGCUGCUGGGCUCGAGCAAGCCCAAGUCUGCACACACCGGCGAGGAUAGUAUCGAUGAUGCCGGCCGGACGGUCAAUGGCAUGAGAGAUGCGCUGGCGGAGACGCUGCGCCGAAGAGGUUAUGUCAUUGCGGCCGAGUAUGUCAACCCGAUCAGCGGCAUUGAGCUGGAUGCCUACCGGCCAGAGAUCAUCUGGGAGCCAUGUUCGGGAGCUCUCGAUCACAUAUUCCCAAGCAAAAUCGAGCAGGAACCGUCCAGCAGCGCAAUCAGAUCGGCCCACACUGCGGCAGAUGUACCGUCAGACCCAGCCCUGUUCGUCAUCGGAGCACUCCAUCUCCUUGAGGGCGUACUCGCGGUGGAUCAAGAGCCUAGUCCGCUCACCUCACUCGCUCAGAGCUUAGCAAUGCAAGAACGACUGCGAGUGACCUCAGAUCAGCUUGCGCAGCUGGCACGUAUCGCCUUUGUCUCGUCCCUGACCAUACUGCAAGAUGCGCCAUCUAGUUUGCCAAUACAAGAUCUUGAUAGGGUUCUCAUCGACCUGCUCUGGCGACAGUAUCCCGUGACGGCCAAUGCGCCCAGUCACAGAGUUUCGACUGCCGAUGCACUGGCUGCAUUGCUCUCGUCGCCACCCAUGGAGCCAUACACACUUUCCCUUCAGAGCUUUGCUGCGCUGCCAGCAAUGACAAGCAUCACCGAGCAUUCGUGGAACUCAAGUCCUCAGACACCCUCCUCGAAAAGCUUCUGGAGCAUCUUUGACAGACUCGCUCAGCCAUGCCUAUUUCAUGCGCAGUGCCUCGUAUUGCACACACUCUAUUUGAUCAUGAUCUUACACCUUGCCCUGUCAUCCGAAUACAAGCACUAUCACCACAUCAAUCCUCUCGUUACUUGGGGCAUCAAGGGUGCGGUGGGCGAGAAACCAAGAGGUUCAGGGCGUCAGACAUUCAUCAUGGGCGCAAUGUGGUGGCUCUUUGUCGUCGUCAGUAUUGGCUGGGGUACAGAGGUCUGCAGAGCAAUAAUCAAAGGGCCACUUCGCCGAUCACUAUCGUUUCAGUCGGGCAGCUUGCCCGCUGGCUCUCUGCCCCCGCUCAUCGGUCACAGUCUCGUCACACUAUCUGUCUUUCUGCGACUAUUCUCAAUGGGCAAGACCAGCCCUGUCAAUCUUUCUUAUACAAUGCUCGCCUGGUCUUUGCCGUUCUUGGGCGCAUCGAUUUGCAUCUUCCCAUCUGGGCUGCCCAACCUCAAUCCGUCCUUCCUACAUCUUCGGCCGGAGUCAUUGCUCCGCCGCAAGCCGAGUCAUCAACCUCCCACUGGUCUUCCAAACGCUGCACUGCUGCAACGAGUCGUCUCUGCUCGCUUAUCGGGCCUCCGCCAUACAAGUGCGUUCCUGCUACUUACGGUCAUCCUGCUCAGCGUCAGCCUGAGCGGUCAAGUUGACAUCUACGAUCCCGAAUCGAUCGGUGAAGCGAUUCCGGAUCUACUGGGCGGGCUGCUACCCGGCUUUCUGCCGACAGCAUUCCCUUCGCGCGUCAGCAUACUCGAUGACUCGCGCAUUGGUCGUGUGGCGCCAAUGGAAGCGCGCUCCUCACUCGUUCUUGCCUUGCUCUUCGGUCUGGUGACCGCGUGGAUAGCAGGUGGAAAGAAGUUUGAACUAGAGCUCGAACGAGGCAUGCAUAACGCCAGCGAUCAAGAUUCGUACACACUUGGCUAUGGUAGCACGAUUGCGCGACUAGCGCGACUCGAUCGCGUUCGAGUUGUCCGCUAUUUCAGCUACGACCCUCGCGACCCAUACGACGACCUACCUCUUGCGAGCCCGCUCAAUCUACCCUCCUUUUUCCUUAAGGACAUUCCGUGCACAAUUCUAAAGGUAUUGCCAAGCGCACGAGCUAAUCGUGCAGGCACGCGAUGGAAAGCGUCCGUCAACCUCUGGAUUUGGCGCCUUCUCGUUGCGCCUGGCCUCAUCGUCGUUGGCGGCUUCACGACCCUGUUGUUGAGACGAUAA